CAAAAAUAGAGAGUGGGUUGGCUCUCUUUUGAUGUAGUAGUUUCUGUCCUUUUUAACUUUCCCAAAAACUUGAAUGAUGAAAUUGGCCUGAUGGAAUACCUUCUGACAGGAAAUCUACCUCCUGAUGAAGAUGUUGUCAGACACGUACCAGUGACAGAAGUCAUAAGUAUAUUCAGGAGAAGAACGAAACAAAUUUACACUAGGACAACAAAACGCUUUGGAAGUAGCGUGAGCACUGUUGAAUAUUAUCAACUAAUGCUACUCGCUAAUAAAAGUGACAUGCGAUGCGCUGUCACCGGCUGUAGAACCUAUAUUGCACCGCCAGAUUCUAAUCGUUACUGGGCCCUCUCUUAUGAUCAUAUUAUACCAUUAUCCAAAGGAGACAAGUCUUCUUCUGAAUUGGAUAACUUACAAGUUGUAUGCAGCAUUAUCAAUUGUGUCAAGGGCAACCUCUCUGACAACCAAGUACAUGAUUGGUGGCUUCGAUUCAAAUCUGCCAAGUCAAAAAAGCAAUACUAAUCAUUCAAUAGCAUAUCCAUAAAACUUGUGUCAAAAGAAAACCUUUCUCUCUCUUUUCUCUUUAGCUUGUAAAAUUUGAACACGUAUUACCCUCUUCAUCUUUCUUAAAGAAUCUUUUUUAUGGAUGAAGUAAGAUUAAACCUCAUCAAAAUAAAGGAAAUUGGCCCG
Molecule: messenger RNA, 687 nt
Organism: Rhizopus microsporus ATCC 52813
Lineage: Eukaryota; Fungi; Mucoromycota; Mucoromycetes; Mucorales; Rhizopodaceae
Exons: 2
Coding region: 91-519 (142 amino acids)
Source: RefSeq, a predicted model, not a curated record